AUGUCUAAACAUAUAAAGAAGAUGUCUAAACAUAUAAAGAAGAUGAACGUUAAAGCAAGCAAAGUCCUGCGUUCUCUUCCUUGCUUGACGGAGCUCAAACACCUUAUGAAGGAAUUGGGCUACUCGCUCUUCAGUUUGUCCCCUUUCGGUGUGGUUGACAGUUGCCACCAGCAGCAACGCAUACUGUAUUCGCAGGGUUUGUUUGGAGCAACGCAGCCCUCUCAGACCGGAGGCCUUUUCGGAACUGCUGCAAAUACGAAUACCGCGACUGCCUUUGGAACUGGAACAGGCCUCUUCGGACAAGCCAACACAGGAUUUGGCGUUGGUGGCUCGUCCCUUUUUAGCAACAAGCCUGCUGGAUUUGGAUCCACAACCACCAGCGCGCCCUCAUUCGGAACGACGACUGGCAGCCUUUUCGGCUAUUCCUACGGCGCCAUCAACCCCAUCCACCAGCACCAGCAGGCCGGCUGGCACUCGCAGCGGGCGCGCCAGGAGGAAGCCGCCGCCGCCGGGCUCCUCUCGCAGACGCACCGCAAAGGAGACGGCAAGCGGCGGGAGGUCAACGGGGAAAGCAGCGCCUGCACAGCCCGCCCACCCGGCUCCCUUCCGCGGUUCCCCGAGGGCGCCCAGUCUGCAGGAGAAGCGCUCGGCGCGCCUCUAGGCAGACGCAGCUUCGGGGCCCUGCAGCAUUUCGGGACAGCCCCCCCCCGGACUGGCUGGAAAGAAAAGGGGGCUCCAGAGCGCAGCCGGCCCCGAGGGAGACGCAGCUCCUUUUCCUGCUUGGAAACAAACUUUACUUUUGGCGGGGCUGCGGCGGGGGGGGGCACCUCAAACCCAGAAGGCGCACCGGCAGACCGAGUUUGGGAUGCCCUUAACGCCGGGCAGACUUCCUUAUUUGGGAGCACCCAGCCCAAACUUGGAGGCACUCUGGGGACAGGCACUUUUGGAGCCACUGGAUUUAACACAGCCACUGCAGGACUUGGCUUCGGAGCUCCUCAGCCUGCUGUGGCUCUGACAGACCCGAACGCGUCAGCAGCCCAGCAAGCCAUUCUUCAGCAGUACCUCAACAGCCUGACUUACUCCCCUUACGGGGAUUCUCCACUCUUCAGAAAUCCCAUGUCUGAUCCAAAGAAGAAGGAAGAGAGACUGAAGCCGACCAAUCCCAUGGCCCAGAAGGCGCUGACCACGCCCACUCACUACAAGCUGACCCUUCGCCCUGCGAAGAGGUUGCGGCCGAAAGCUUUGCAGACGACGGGGUCCUCCAAGUCUCACCUCUUUGAUCCCCUGGACGACGACGAGCCAGCCCUGUUCAAUGGGGCUUUCAUACCCAAGAAGAGAAUCAAGAAACUGGUUCUGAAGAACAUCAGCAGUCUGUUUUCUCCGGUCAGCGGUGAAGCCGAAGACCUCGCCUCUCCCUCUGAGUAUCCAGAAAAUGGGGAACGAUUCCACUUCCUCUCCAGCUCCAUCCAUGAGAACCACCGGCCGGCCGGAGAGCAGGACGAGGAAGACGAUCGCCAUGAGGUGACCAGCUUCUACACCGACCCCAUCGCGAAGCCUGUCCCUCAGACCCCGGAGAGCCUCCUGCACAAGCACCAGAACCAUGUGGACGACACCAUCAUGGCCCUGAACAUGCGAGCGGCCCUGCGGAACAGGCUGGAAGGCAGCAGCGAAGACGCCUCCUUCCACGAGGACUCCCUGCAGGAGGACCGGGAGAAGGAGACCGAGAACACGCACCAGGUGCACCCCGCAGGGAUUUGCUUAACCCGAUGGGGCUACUACACAAUUCCAUCGAUGGAGGAGUUGGCCAGAAUGACCAGCGACAAGGGAGAGUGUGUGGUGACGAACUUCACCAUAGGCCGUAAAGGCUACGGCUCCAUCUACUUCGAAGGAGAAGUCAGUCUAACUAAUCUGGACCUCGACGAGAUCGUGCACAUCUGCAGGAAAGAGGUGAUCGUCUACCCUAACGAUGACCUAAAGCCGCCCAUCGGGGAAGGCCUCAACAGGCGAGCUGAAGUCACGUUGGAUUGCGUUUGGCCGACCGACAAAACCUCCCGAGCCUUGAUCAAGAGCCCCGAGCGCCUGAUGGAGAUGAACUACGAGGGCAGGCUGGAGGCCGUCUCUCGGAAGCAGGGUGCCCGGUUCUUGGAGUACCGCCCAGAGACAGGCUCAUGGGUAUUCAAGGUUCGGCAUUUCUCCAAAUACGGCCUGCAGGAUUCCGACGAAGAGGAGGAAGAGCCCCUGUCCAAAGUGGAGGCGAAGAAGCUUAAAACAGCCCAGGCCCCCUUGCUGGGCCAGUCCCAGCAAGGGGCCCUGAACAGGAAGCCAGCGCCCUCCUCCCAGGUAGAGAAGAAGCGAGGGGACAUCCUGCCCUACAGUGACCCCACCGUGGUCUUCUUGUUCCUGGCCACCUUUGCCGUGGCCACCAUCUCCCAGUGCUUCCUCAUCAGCACCUUCUUCUCGCGUGCCAACCUGGCCUCAGCUUGUGGAGGCAUCAUCUACUUCUCCUUCUACCUGCCUUACGUGUUGUGUGUGGCUUGGCGCGACCACAUUACUUUUCCUCUGCGGCUCUUGGUGAGCAUCAUGUCCCCAGUGGCGUUUGGCUUCGGCUGCGAGUACUUCUCCCUCUACGAAGAGCAAGGGAUAGGUGUUCAGUGGCACAACCUCCACUCCAGCCCCGUGGAAGGAGAUCGUUACACGUUUGCCACGUCUAUGGGGCUGCUUCUCUUCGAUGCACUGCUCUAUGGCCUGGCCACAUGGUACAUUGAGGGCGUGUUCCCAGCACUGGUGGAGGAGCCUCCUGCCCACGUACAGGUGGGCGUCUCCAUCCGCAACCUGGUGAAGAUCUACCACAGCAGCAAGAAGAUUGCUGUCAGCGGCCUCAGCCUUGACUUCUACGAGGGCCAGAUCACUUCCUUCUUGGGCCACAACGGCGCCGGCAAGACCACCACCAUGUCCAUCCUGACCGGCCUGCUGACCCCCAGUUCUGGCACCGCCUAUAUCUUGGGGAGGGACAUCUGCUCAGAAAUGGACACCAUCCGGAAGACGUUGGGGAUGUGCCCUCAACACAACGUCCUCUUCGACAUCCUGACUGUGGAAGAACACAUUUGGUUUUAUGGACGUCUGAAGGGCCUCUCUGAAAAGCAAGUCCAGGAGGAGAUGGACCAGAUAAUACAGGACGUGGGGCUGCCCCACAAGCGGUGGGAACAGACCAAGAAUUUAUCAGGUGGGAUGGAACGGAAGCUCUCCGUAGCCAUUGCCUUUGUGGGUGGCUCCAAGGUGGUGAUAUUGGACGAGCCCACAGCCGGCGUUGACCCAGGGCCAUCACUGUGUGCUCUCGGAGACCCCCGACUCCUGGGCCAGUUUGCCGUGGUCAAGCACUGGUGCUUGGUGUGGACCUUGUGUGGGGCACUCUGGGAGCAACUGAAGGAGCUGGAGGCCCGCCUGGAGGAGCCCAGCGAGUACAUUGUGGCCCUGGAGCGCCGGAAGGCCUUCUCCCAGUGGCUCUCGCAGACGGCGGCCGAGCGUAUCGAGGACGAGGUCUCUCUCAGCCAGCACCACAGCCCUGCCGAGGCGGUCUUCAGCUACUUCACUGGGAAGAGGAUCGGCGAAGCCUGCGGGCUGGCUCAGCAGUCUGGGGACCACAGGCUGGCGCUGCUCCUCUUCCAGCUGGUGGGUAGCCAGGAGGUCCGGGAGCUCAUGGCCAUGCAGUUAGCGGACUGGCACCAUCUGCAGGCGGACUGCUUCAUCCAGGACGAGAGGCUGCGCAUCUUUGCCCUGCUAGCUGGCAAGCCGGUGUGGCGUCUGUCAGAGAAGAGGAGCAUCAAUGUCUGUUCCCAGCUGGACUGGAAGCGCACCGUUGGCGUCCACCUCUGGUACCUGCUUCCCUCCACGGCGCCGCUGUCCCAGGCCCUGAGCAUGUACGAAGCUGUGUUCCAGGACUCCUCUGCGUGUGAGAAGUACACUUGCUCUCCGUUGCCGCCGUAUCUGGAAGGCUCAGGCUGCGUGAUCGAGGAAGGCGAUUCACAGCGCUCCGUGCAGGAUGUGUGUUUUCACCUCUUAAAACUGUACAGUGACAGGUGCUAUGAUCUCCACCAGCUGCUGGAUCCUCAGAGCAUCACUGCCAACCCCUUGGACUACCACCUCAGCUGGCACCUCUGGGAAGUGCUGCGUGCCUUAAAUUACACCCACCUGUCGGAGCAGUGCCAGGGAGUGCUGAACGCCAGCUACGCAGCCCAGCUCGAGAGGGAGGGGCUGUGGGAGUGGGCGGUCUUUGUGCUCCUUCACAUGCCCAGCGCACACGUCCGCGAGAGGGCGGUGCGUGAGCUCUUGAGCCGUCACUGUGUGCUCUCGGAGACCCCCGACUCCUGGGCCAAGGAGGGUUUCCUCAUGGAAUGGCUGUGCGUGCCCCCAGAGUGGAUUUACGAAGCCAAGGCCGUGAGGGCCAAGGUGCAGGGGGACAAGCACAAGGAGGCCCUGUUCUUGUCCAGAGCUGGGCACUGGAACCAGUGUCACCGGCUGGUUGUCAGGCAUUUGGCAGCAGAUGCCAUUAUCAACGAAAAGUACACCUACCUGAAGGGGUUCUUGGAAGACAUGGCCACCCCGGAGCACAGCCCGCUGAUCCAGGACUGGGAGAUGGAAGGGCUGGUCUUCUCGGACUACAUCCUGGUCAUCGAGGCCCUCGGCAGGAUUCAGCAGCUGGAUUGUUCCGGAUACGAGCUGGAGGACUUACACACCCGAGUGACGUCCCUCUGCAACAGGAUCGAGCAGGUGCCCUGCCACAGCGCCAAGGACAGGUUGGCGCAGUCCGAAAUGGCCAAGAGCAUCGGCAACAUCUUGCGCGUGGUGCUGAGCUUGCAGCACCCCCCCCGGACUCUGCCUCCGACGUAGAGAGUGCCCUCGCGCUUGCUGGCCCCCCACGUCGGCCGGCUGCCCCUGCCCGAGGACGACGCCUUGGAAGAGCUCCGCGGCCUGCCGCAGUCCUCCCUGCGGGCCUCGCCUGUGACCCAGCGAGGCCAGCCUGCCUCUGGACGUGGGCGGGACCGAGCCUUGCUUCUCCCCGGGGCGGGGCCCCAGUUGGAGGGCUUGAACGUUCAGUCGCCUGCCUGCCGCCCCGGGCUUCUUCCCCGCCCCCGGACGCCCUGCGGCUGCCUCCCGGCUGGCUCGUGGCCACGACCUUGGAGCGCCCGGAUCUGUUCUCGAGCCCCUCGCCGUGUGCUUUUUGGAGCGUCAGUGAAGCCUCUGCUGCCUGCCGGGGAAGCCAGCCAGCCAGCCAGCCAGCCAGGGGCUGGGGCGCUUCUCAAGCCUGCGACGCCAGAAUCUCUGCAGCGACGGCGGAGGCAGCUCGAGCAGCCCUCUCGGCAGCGCCUUCCUCGGAGGGCUUCUUUUUGGCCCGAGGGGAGUCUGGGACGGGUCUGGGAUUGCCGAGCGUCUCCAGCGUGCAGGGGCCUCUACCGCGGGGCAAGCCGCGCCGUGCGCUCCUUGCAAAGGACCUCUCCUCCGAGGGCCGCGAGCUUCAGCAGAAGAUGCGGCCCAUCUCGCCGUUCAGUGGGCGCAGAGGCCUUUUCUCCGAAGGGGGCCGGGGAGCUCGGGCUGCUGAGAAGAGGGAGGUGGGGGCUGGAGCGUGGCCCCUUCCCUUCCUCGUGA
This is a messenger RNA of Heteronotia binoei (common prickly gecko), 5643 nucleotides long. RefSeq names its product nuclear pore complex protein Nup98-Nup96-like. Gene Ontology annotation, molecular function: structural constituent of nuclear pore; ABC-type transporter activity; ATP hydrolysis activity. Gene Ontology annotation, cellular component: nuclear pore; membrane; intracellular membrane-bounded organelle. The record is from RefSeq and is a predicted model, not a curated record. Lineage: Eukaryota; Metazoa; Chordata; Lepidosauria; Squamata; Gekkonidae. Gene Ontology annotation, biological process: transmembrane transport; nucleocytoplasmic transport; lipid transport.